Monosiga brevicollis MX1 is the source of this 2478-nucleotide messenger RNA. RefSeq lists its product as uncharacterized. Gene Ontology annotation, molecular function: protein binding; zinc ion binding. Lineage: Eukaryota; Choanoflagellata; Craspedida; Salpingoecidae. The transcript is spliced from 2 exons. The record is from RefSeq and is a predicted model, not a curated record. The coding region runs from base 1 to 2478 and encodes 825 amino acids.
AUGGUCGAGUCACUAGAAGAACUCAAGCACUCACCCGCGUGCCAGCCCAAAGAAUAUGUCAAGUCGACCUUCUCAGUCGAGAACCUGACGUGCAACAUCUGCCUCGAGCUGGCGACCAAACCGUAUCAAUGUGCCAGCUGCCAGGCACUCUUUGGUGGACCGUGUCUUGCCAUGGCCUUGGAGACCCGCGACACUUGCCCCAGCUGCCGCGCCACCAUGAUGCCCAUCGCCAGCGGCAUUCUCUUAAACCGUGCUCUAGUCCAAAUUGCCAGCGAAAUUACCAUGUGCUGCCCCCACACCGAGCAUGGCUGUUCAGCCGUCAUCCGCGUCACCGAAGUUGAUGAUCACCUCGCCAAUAAUUGUACCAUGCGCGUCGAAAAAUGUCCGCACGCUGGCUGCGACUUUUCAGGUGUUGCACAGGAAGUCGCAAAACAUAAGAAAAGCUGCAAGUAUCGAUGGCUCAAAUGCCCCAACGGAUGCCGUGCUGAUGAUUUGACAGAGGAUACACUUAAGCGUCACCUUGACGCGCUUUGCCCUGAAAUGCUCGUCUACUGCCCUGAAGGCUGUGGGGCUCGCUUGCGCCGCCGUGAUUUCCUCGAGCAUUCAUGUCCUUCUCACCUGGUCAGCCGCCUGCAGCAACUGGAAGAAGAUGUCAUCUUCCUCAUGCGGCAGGCCCAGACGGCGCGUGACGAACAGCAACAAGCCGAGGCAGCGCUCCAGCGAUCAGCCGCCACGAACCGUGAGCUGCGACGGCGCAUGGCUCGUCUCAAAGCAAAUCACAGCCUCAAGAAUGCCAAGCAGACGCUUGAAGUCAUGCGCAAACAAAUUCGCAAAGGCGACGCAGACGCCGCCGUGGGCUUUUUCCAGGUGGUGCAACGCAACCUCCUGCCCCAGGAGCAGGACGCUAGCCUCUUGAAGGAAGCCAACGGUUAUUUGGCACGGGCUGCCGGCAUUGGUCACCCCUUGGCUCUUGUCACAAUUGGACACAAACUGCGUCGCGUGACCCAGCUUGUAAAUAAUGACGUGGCCGUGGGCCGGUUUGGCGCCUUUUUAGACCUUGACAACUUUCUUUCCCAAUUUGUCAAGCACGUGGCUCGCCCCCAUUACCACCGUUUGCUCCAACAAUAUCUCGCCGUCGUGGAUAGCUUGCACGGCACUGCGGCCACUCACCGCUCGGGCACCGGGGGCUCAUCUGCCCAAAAAGCCAGCGCGACCUUGCGCGCUGGCCCGGAUGACAACGGCCAGGCCCGUAAGCGCGCCAAGCGUGUAAGUUCGGAUGGCCGUGUGGCGUCAGUCGAGCCCAAUGCAGGGCCAGCUGCCCAGGACGUGAUUGGAUCGGCUCCAUGGGAUAAUGUUCCAGUUACCGGGGCGGCGCAGCCCGAAGUCAAGGCGACCACGUCGCAGAAGGCGGGAGUAGCGCUCCUGACGGACAGGGAUCUACGUGCCAUGCGCACCAUGCGUGUGGUCUUGGAGCAGCUUGCUGUGCAUCGGCGCGCUGGAACGUCUUCGCGCCUGGACUUUGUCAAGCAAUUAAAGCUCAAGAUUGAUAUUUUGGAGGCACAACUGCGCUUGGCCUCGAACACUGCUCAUGCCUGGAUUGAGGACACCUCCCUGGCCGCCCGCCCCCUGGCUGAUACGCUGCGCCAUGUCUUGGGCAACCUCGCACAGCUCCUGGACGCGGAGGGCACCCACCGCGGUGACUGGUCCAAGUUUAUGCUGGCCUCUACCGUAGCACCGCGUCCUAUUCCGUUGCUCCGCGACCUCUGGCACGCAGGAAACCAGGAAGCGGCUGUGGACAUGCUCAGCCAACACAUGGGCCGGUCGGUACCACCUGAAUUGUACAUGUCCCUGGGUACUCCGGGCCACGUGGCCAUGCUCACCGACUACGAAAAUGGCGAGUACGAUGAUCUGGAGGUGCUUGAGACACUGGCCUACCGGGGCCACGAGCGGGCCAUGACGCAGCUGGGCGUGGAUCACCUCGAGGGUGCACACGUGACAGCUGCUCUCCACUGGGGCCAGAUGGCAGCUAGCCAGGGUGAUCCACGAGGUAUGGCCAUUUAUGCGGAUAGCCUCUUCAAGUUUAUGCACAGCCCCCGGGAGGAGGAUCGGCGUCGCGUCGAGUACUGGUCACGCAUGGCCUUUGAGGCCGACAACGCCGACCUAUACAUUUGCUACAUUCGCGCCAAGGUGUUGUUGGGUGGGAUUGGCAUCGAGCGUGACCUGGUCCAGGGUCGUGAGCUGCUGCAGCAGGUCGCGGCUCCGCCGUCCAAUCGCUUGCAGACACGGGCAAACGCCCGGCUUGCUGCACUGGAUCGCAACCGGGUCCCCGACUAUGACACGGACGAUGACGAUGACGUGAUGGAUGCUGUCGCUCGGGAGGAGGACGAGGAGUACGAUGAUGACUACGAUUCCCUGGAAGAGGAAGUCCAUGGCCAAAUGUCCUCUGAAUCGGAUACUCACGACGAUGAUUUUGCAUGA